AUGCCUUCUGCCCGGGGAGACAGCGCAAGCUCCCGCUGGGUGGCACGGGUGGUCUCAGGUGAGCCUUAUCCCUGGAGGCGCUGCCGGAGCAGGGGCCCCGGCGCCAUGGGGACUGGAGUCUGGGGCAGCGGCUGGACUUGGAGCUGGCAGAUGCUGUUGCUCCUGGUGACUUCAUGCCAGGAGCCGGCGGUCGGCCAGCUGCGCUAUUCUGUUCCCGAGGAGCUGGAGCACGGCGCCUUCGUGGCUAACAUCGCCGAGGACCUGGGUCUGGACGUGUCCAAGCUGUCGACGCGGCGGUUCCGCAUAGUGUCCCGGGCCGGCACCAAGCAGCACCUGGAGGUGAACUUGGAGAACGGGAUCCUCUUCGUCAACGAGAAGAUCGACCGCGAGGAGGUGUGCGAGGCCAGCGGGGCCUGCCUGUUGCAUCUGCAGCUGGUGAUCGAGAGCCCGCUGGCGCUGUACCGCGUGGAGGUGGAGGUGCUGGACAUCAACGACAACGCGCCCAGCUUUCCCUGGCCGGAGUACGUGCUGGAGGUGACCGAGUCGGCGCUACCCGGCGCCCGCUUCCCGCUGGAGAGCGCGCAAGACCCGGACGUGGGCACCAACUCCCUGCGCACCUACCAACUCAGCCCCAACGGCUUUUUCUCGCUCGAGGUGCAGACCCGCAGCGACGGCAGCAAGUUCGCCGAGCUGGUGCUGGAGCGAGCCCUGGACCGCGAGCAGCAGCGCAGCCACCGCAUGCUGCUCACCGCCCUGGACGGCGGCCUCCCGGAGCGGUCGGGCACGGCCGGAAUCCUCGUCACCGUGCUGGACGCCAACGACAACGUGCCGGCCUUCGACCAGCCCUCGUACGGGGUGAGCCUGCCCGAGGACGCGCCCCCGGGCACGCUGGUCAUCAAGCUCAACGCCACGGACCUGGACGAGGGCACGAACGGCGAGAUCGAGUACUCCUUCAGCGGCCACGCGCCGCCCCGGGUGCGCCAGCUCUUCAGCGUGGAGCCGCGCAGCGGCCAGGUGCGCCUGGCCGGCCCGCUGGACUACGAGCGCGCGCGCUUGCACGAGCUCUAUGUGCAGGCCAAGGACCGCGGCCCCUCGGCGGUGGCCGUGCACUGCAGGGUGCUGGUGCACCUGCUCGACGUCAACGACAACGCGCCUGAGGUGAGCCUCACCUCGGUCUCCACGCCGGUGCUGGAGGAUGCGCCGCCGGGCACCGUGAUCGCCGUGAUCAGCGUGCUGGACCGGGACUCCGGAGACAACGGGCAGGUGAGCUGCGAGAUCCCCCGCAACGUGCCCUUCCAGCUCCAGGCCGCCUUCCGCAACUACUACACGCUGGUCACCACCGCGGCGCUGGACCGCGAGGCAGUGCCUGAGUACAACGUCAGCAUCACGGCGCGGGACAUGGGCUCGCCUGCGCUGCUCACCAGGAAGACCCUGACAGUCCAGGUGUCCGACAUCAACGACAACGCGCCCCGCUUCCUGCAGCCCUCCUACAGCGUCUAUGUGCUGGAGAACAACGCCCCGGGCGCCUCCAUCUGCUCGGUCAGCGCCCUGGACCCCGACUGCCGGCAGAACGCCUACCUGUCCUACUCUAUUGUCGAGGGGCACAUCCAGGGCAUGCCCGUGGCCACCUAUGUCUCCAUCAACUCGGACAGCGGGCACAUGUACGCGCUGCGCUCGCUAGACUACGAGCAGAUCCGCAACUUCCAGGUGCAGGUGCAGGCGCAGGACGCGGGCUUCCCCCCGCUCAGCAGCAAUGUCACUGUCAACGUAUUCGUCCUGGACCAGAAUGACAACGCGCCGGUCAUCGUCUCGCCCGUGCCCCGCAACGGCUCGCUUGCCACAGAUGUGAUGCCCCGCUCGGCCGACCCCGGCUACCUGGUGGGGAAGGUGUCUGCCGUAGACGCGGACUCCGGGCAGAAUUCCCGGCUCUCCUACCAGAUCCUGCAGGCCACUGACCCCAGCCUCUUCAGCGUGGCCCUGUACACUGGCGAGCUCCGCACCAUCCGAGCCUUCCUGGACAAAGAUGCCACCAGGCACCGCUUGGUCAUCCAGGUGCGGGACAACGGGCAGCCGCCGCUCUCCGCCUCGGUGUCCCUACUGCUGUCCGUAGUGGAGAGCGUGCCGGAGACCCUGUCCGAUUUCAACGAGCUCUCCCUGAACCCCGAGCUCUCCUCCUCCACGCUCACCCUCUACCUCAUCGUCUCCUUGGGGUCCGUGUCUUUCACCUUUCUGGUGGCCAUCAUCAUCCUCACGGCCAUCAAGUGCCACAAGGACCGGCACUCCCUUCAUGGCUACGGCUGCUCCCUUCCUGCCUGCUGCUGCGUGAAGGCCAGGGCCUCAGCCGACGUCUUCAAAAAUUCCAACAUUAAGCCCCAACUCUCCUCGGGCAACAAAGUGCCCACCAACUGCCUGGAUGUGGCGGGCAGCGGCCCUCCGGGCUACUGCUACAAAGUCUGCCUGACCCCGGAGUCCGCCAAGAGCGACUUCAUGUUCCUAAAGCCCUACAGCCCGAGUCCCCCGAGGAACAACGAGAAAGCCGCCGAGAACUUACCAGGGCCGGGAAGGAAGCCCCGACUGGCCAAUAACACCGUCAGUGCCCCCAGCCAGAUCAAACAGCCCAAUACGGACUGGCUGCCUACAAAAACCCAGCGAUCUGCCCUGAAAAGUUCGCAGAGUCUGGAAGACGUAGGGGGAGUCCGCAGAGGAGUCCAGAAAGAGCAUGACAGGCUGCGUACCCUGGUCACUCCAGUCUCCGAAUUCCAGAAAGCAUCCGGGGCCUCCAACAGCAUUUGGACCCCCAGGUACGGCCCCCAGUACCCGCCGCACACCCCGUACCAGCACAACGUUUAUAUACCAGGGACCCCAACCAUGCUGGCAAACAAGGAGGGGCCCCGCUGCCUGGAUCCGGAGGACAAGAACAGUUUCUCCACUUUUGGGAAGAGGAAGAAAAUGGCCACCUAUUGCGACAUAAGCGACAGCAUGAUUAUCAACAAUGACCUAAAAUAAUGGCUGCCAAACCAGAGUGCCGGGCAGCUCUGUCCAUGUUCCUGGAGAAGCUGAGAUGGGGUCAGUUGCCUUUUCCAGCCUGCAGCUUUUAUACAGUGCAA
This is a messenger RNA of Malaclemys terrapin pileata, 3107 nucleotides long. RefSeq names its product protocadherin-10-like. Bases 1 to 3006 code for a protein of 1001 amino acids. Gene Ontology annotation, cellular component: plasma membrane. The record is from RefSeq and is a predicted model, not a curated record. The transcript has 4 exons. Gene Ontology annotation, biological process: homophilic cell-cell adhesion. NCBI's taxonomy places the organism in Eukaryota, Metazoa, Chordata, Testudines, Emydidae. Gene Ontology annotation, molecular function: calcium ion binding.